GUCGACCGCGCCGCCCUCACCGCUGCGCACUACCUGCUGCGCCCCUUCAUGCUGCGGCGGCUGAAGGAGGAGGUGGAGGUGAGCCUGCCGCCGCGGCUGGAGACGCGCAUCCAGUGCCCGCUGGCGCCCAUGCAGACGUUCUGGUACCGCCGGCUGCUGCUGCGGGAGGGGGCGAUGCUGGCGCAGAUGGAGGCGGAGGAGGCAGGAGCUCCCCACCCGUCCUCGGCACAGCAGCAGCCGCCCCAGCUGGAAGACGGCGGCGGCGGCGGCUGCGGAGGAGGAGGAGGAGGAGGAGGGCUCAAGCAAGAUGAGGAAGAGGGGCAGGAAGAGGAAGAGGAGGCGGGCCCUGCGGGUGCAGGUGGCAGCGGAGGUGGUGGUGGCAGCGGUGGUGGCCGGGCGUCCAACUGGAAGAAGGCCAUGAACCUGCUGCUGCAGCUGCGCAAGGUGUGCAACCACCCCUUCAUGUUCCCGGAUGCGGAACCCGACUUUGACGGCGGAGCGGGGGGGGACAGCGGGGUGCCGGAGGAGCUGGUGACGGGAUCGGGCAAGAUGAUGGUGCUGGACCGGCUGCUUGCUAAGCUGAAGCAGCGGGGACACCGGGUGGUGCUGUUCAGCCAGUUCAACAUCAUGCUCGACAUCAUCGAGGACUACCUGACCGCUCGCGGCUACUCCUACCGCCGCCUGGACGGGAGCACCAACCGCAUCAAGCGCAUGAUCGACAUGGAGCAGUUCAACAAGCCCGGCUCCGACAUCUUCAUUUACAUCCUGUGCACGCGGGCGGGGGGGCUGGGAGUCAACCUGCAG
Astrephomene gubernaculifera is the source of this 804-nucleotide messenger RNA. The record is from the annotation of a GenBank genome assembly. NCBI's taxonomy places the organism in Eukaryota, Viridiplantae, Chlorophyta, Chlorophyceae, Chlamydomonadales, Astrephomenaceae.